CCCCCUUUAGGAGGCAGAAGGUAGUGAUCCCCUGGGCCACACUCUUGAUCACAUGGCAGCAUGGCUUCCAAGCCUGCACAGCUGGUCUUGUCACCAGUUGUGCAACAAGCAGGCAUUUGUGUGGGAAGGGGAAGGCCUCAGAAAGAUCAGCUUAUCCUUGGGAGUAGAUUCUUGUGUCUGGCCCUGUGUUGGUGCUGCCUGGUCGGCUGGGUCCGGCACCUCUUCCCAGGACAGCAGGGAGGACAGGGAGCCUGUCAAAUUGGGCUUGGCUAUGGCUUCUCCUCCUGCUGCAGGGCAAAAGGAAGCACCCCCCUCUGGGGCCACUAUGAUAUUGGAAGCAGCUAAGGCCAAACUGCUACGCUGGAGCCAACGAGGCUGCCUCUGGCUGCUGGCAGGAUUGUACAGAUGGUGGCCAGCCUGCCUGACCCCUCCUUUCCGUUACAGGCUGCUCUUUGGGAUGCUGUAUCCUGCCUAUGCCUCCUACAAGGCUGUGAAAACAAAGAACAUCCGGGAAUAUGUGCGCUGGAUGAUGUAUUGGAUUGUGUUUGCCCUCUUCAUGGCUACAGAAACGGUUGCAGAUACCUUCAUUUCCUGGUUUCCCUUCUACUACGAGAUCAAGAUGGCCUUUGUAGUGUGGCUCCUGUCUCCUUACACGAGAGGGGCAAGCCUGCUGUACCGCAAGUUUAUCCAUCCUACGUUGUCUAACAAGGAGAAGGAAAUAGAUCAGUUCAUUGUUAAAGCCAAAGAGCGUGGCUACGAGACCCUUGUGAGCCUUGGGAAGAGAAGCCUUAAUGUAGCAGCCACAGCUGCUGUCCAAGCUGCUACGAAGAGUCAGGGCGCCCUGGCUGGCCGACUGCGGAGCUUCAGCAUGCAGGAUCUGACUUCCAUUCCGGACACAAGCCCAGUUCACUUUUCAGAUCCCCUUUACCCAGAGGAGCAGCAGCGGCCAAGAUUGGCGACUCGUACUGUAUCACACAGAACUACUACCCGACAACUGGAGUACGAAAGCAAUGAGGAAGACUGUUGGUCAGAUUCUCAGCUCUCCCCGGGGUCCAAAGCCCACAACAAGGAUCCAUUGAUUUCCAGGCCACUGUCUAGGACUCAGAGCCUUCGGCUGGUUAAGAAAAAGCCUUCAGCCAAGGAGGGUUCAACUCGACUGGUGCGAAGCCGCCUAAGAAAGAAGGUGGUGGAGCAGGACAGCUAGGCCACUUCUGCUUCAGAGAAUCACUUGGGCAAACCAAUUGGCACAUGGCAUGGGGGGUGAUUCUAAUGGUGCUUCACAGCAUGUUUUGCUGACCCUGUUCAAGGAGCUGUGAGUAGUUUUUUUCCACCUCAGACGGGCAUGGUCAGUGUGGCCCCAAUUGAGCCACUUCUCAGUGCCAGUAGUUGUGAUUGGGUUCAGUGGGGCUGGGAAAUAAGCCUCUUGCUUGGGGGGAUUCCAACAGCUGAGGAGGAACCUGAUUUGCUGGUCCUUGUUGGCAGUUGAGCUGGCAGCAACCUCUGGUGCCUCUCUGGCCUUGGCAGGCUUAGCUCUUGUGCCUGCCCCCACCAUGAUGCCUUGACUUGGAAUGGUGGCUGCGGUUUUCACUCAGUGGCUCUUGAACUGCAUCUGAGUAUCUUGCUCAAUUUGGCUGCCUAUAUUAGGAAGUCUGCCCCCUGCCAUCAUGUGCCUCAGCAUGCAGAAACUGAGGCACCCUUUCCCCCCAAAGACAUGUGCAAUGCCUGCCAGCAUUUUACUGAAUGUUGAGCAGAUAUUUCUGCAGCUUAUUUACCAGCAUCUCAGAGUCUGUUCGGUUACCCUUCUGCUUAGGUUUGCAAGAAAAAGAAACAGCCGCAAACUUGCACCUAAAUAUUCCUCACCCCCUUUUGUGGGUCUCUGUCUCCAAAGAGUCAAACUUGAUUUAACUACUGUGACUUGAGUGUCUUUGUAUUUUGAGUAUGUUUUGAAUUUAUAUUGAUUAAACAUGUGUUCUUAAAUCUAA
This is a messenger RNA of Heteronotia binoei (common prickly gecko), 1982 nucleotides long. RefSeq names its product receptor accessory protein 4 (gene REEP4). Gene Ontology annotation, molecular function: microtubule binding. Bases 53 to 1204 code for a protein of 383 amino acids. Lineage: Eukaryota; Metazoa; Chordata; Lepidosauria; Squamata; Gekkonidae. Gene Ontology annotation, biological process: endoplasmic reticulum tubular network organization. The record is from RefSeq and is a predicted model, not a curated record. The transcript is spliced from 7 exons. Gene Ontology annotation, cellular component: endoplasmic reticulum tubular network; cytoplasmic microtubule; endoplasmic reticulum membrane.